ACCAAACACCAAACAUGCCCGGGGCGUUUUACUAAAAACUGACUGAUCCCAACAAUUCAGCAAUGAGUACUCCCCGCUAUUGGAUAACCGGAAGUUGUUAAAAGCAUUCUAAAAAAAUGGCGACCCUGAACGUGGAGGAUAUUUCGAAGAUGAAGGUGGCAGAUUUGAAAAAGGAGCUUAAGGAACGCGGUUUAACAUUGUCUGGAACAAAAGCCGAGCUUGUUGAGAGAUUGCUAGCCUCCAUGAAUACAGAUGAUGACGGUGUGGCAACUGGGGACAGUGUAGAUGCAAGUAUUGAGAAACCUACGGAAGAUUUCCAAGUAACCAGCAAACCUGUCAAGGCAGUUGCUGAACCAAGUGAAACACCACCAGUAACUAUAGUGGACUCAACAGAAGAUGAUAAAGACAAGAAAGCGGCUUCUGUCCGUGGGAUGUCUGAAGCAGAGAGACUAAAAGCUAGAGCAGAAAAGUUUGGAGGAUCACUGUCAGAUGCAGCUAAGAAACAAAUGAGAGCUGAAAGAUUUGGCUUAGAUUCCUCAUCUGUCAAGUCAAGCAGCACAGCAGGUUCUGGCACAGUAGGCUCCACCCUUGGCUCUGGUGAAAAUGUUGAUAAAAUGAAGAAAAGGGCAGAGCGGUUUGGUGUUGUUACCUCAGAAAAACUGUCAAAGGUGGAAGAAGAUGAAAAAAGGAAAAAGCGGCUUGAGAGGUUUGGAGGUGGAACAUUGUCUGCACCUACAGAUGCAAAGACGGUGAAGCUUACUGCUUUGGCUGAUGUUAACAUUGAUGAAAGGAAGCGGAAACGGGCAGAGAGAUUUGGUCUAACCUGAUGCAUUGUUCAGUGUAAAGCAAGAUUUACAACUUUGAAGGACCAUCUUCACAUAAAGCAUUUGCAUUUUUCAUGAUUAUUUCAUGAAAUUCUCAUUAGAAUCUGUCAUUUGUAUUUUAAUAAUCAGAAUAGAGCCGUGAAUUUUAUAUUAAAAUAAACUGAACACUGAAAAAUGA
Messenger RNA from Pomacea canaliculata, 1002 nucleotides. RefSeq names its product SAP domain-containing ribonucleoprotein-like. The transcript has 10 exons. Gene Ontology annotation, biological process: poly(A)+ mRNA export from nucleus. The record is from RefSeq and is a predicted model, not a curated record. Bases 117 to 827 code for a protein of 236 amino acids. Lineage: Eukaryota; Metazoa; Mollusca; Gastropoda; Architaenioglossa; Ampullariidae. Gene Ontology annotation, cellular component: nucleus.